Molecule: messenger RNA, 1817 nt
Organism: Gymnogyps californianus (California condor)
Lineage: Eukaryota; Metazoa; Chordata; Aves; Accipitriformes; Cathartidae
Gene: BMP2
Product: bone morphogenetic protein 2
Exons: 5
Coding region: 594-1790 (398 amino acids)
Biological process (GO): BMP signaling pathway; negative regulation of transcription by RNA polymerase II; SMAD protein signal transduction
Cellular component (GO): extracellular region
Molecular function (GO): growth factor activity; cytokine activity; BMP receptor binding
Source: RefSeq, a predicted model, not a curated record
UAUCCAUGCCAGCUCCUGUCCUUUCAUCUGAAGUUGGUUGUCUCGGCUAUUUUGCUGGACCAUCCCUGUGAGGCCGCUCUGCCCUGCUUCUGUCUGCCUCCAGCAGUGCUAUUAAGGGAAGGAGGGAGUUGUGAAUUCCCGCAGUCUUUGGGAGCGGAGAAAAGUCAAGCUUCAUCUUAAUGUUGCUGCGGGAGUCUCAGUAAAUGUCCAUCUGUCUGAUGCGGGUGAUGCAAAGGACAUUUUUUAAAAGGAGCCUUUUAACUCCGUAGACACAUAGGGACCCAUUCACGGGCAGGCACACGCACACACACGCGAGGAGGAGGAAGAAGAAGAAGAAGCAACAACUUUUCGAUCGCUGCUUUUAAAAGGGAGAAGCCCUUCCCUGGCCGGGACUUGCCUUCUGCCUCCUCAACCAGCUGCUAAAAGUAUGUUUCUGAGGCGGACUGUACUUCAGGGAACUUCUAUUUUCUGCUCGGCAGCUGUAGAGGAGCAGCAGCGAAGUUCGGAGUAACACCAAGUGAUGCGGGAAAAACACCCCGAGAGCAGAAAACCCUCCUGCAGACACAACCCCUGCUGCUGCACACAGGUUGAUCAUGGUUGCCGCGACCCGCUCCCUCCUGGCGCUGCUGCUCUGCCAGGUGCUGCUGGGCGGCGCGGCCGGCCUCAUGCCGGAGGUGGGCCGGCGGCGCUUCAGCGAGCCGGGCCGCGCCGCCUCGGCCGCGCAGCGCCCCGAGGACCUCCUCAGCGAGUUCGAGCUGCGCCUGCUCCACAUGUUCGGGCUGAAGCGGCGGCCCAGCCCCGGCAAGGACGUCGUCAUCCCCCCCUACAUGCUGGACCUCUACCGCCUGCACGCGGGCCAGCAGCUGGGGCAGCCGCCGGCCCUCGGCUACCCGCUGGAGAGGGCCGCCAGCCGCGCCAACACCGUCCGCAGCUUCCACCACGAAGAAGUUUUGGAAGAACUGCCAGAAACAAGUGGGAAAACAGCACGGCGUUUCUUCUUUAAUUUAACUUCCAUCCCUAAUGAGGAGUCUAUCACCUCAGCUGAACUCCAGAUUUUUCGGAAACAGGUGCACGGAGCCUUUGAGAACAACAGCAGCUACCAUCACCGUAUUAAUAUUUAUGAAAUUAUAAAGCCAGCCACAGCCACCUCUAAGGACCCUGUCACAAGACUUUUGGACACCAGGUUGGUGCAUCAUAAUGCAAGUAAAUGGGAAAGUUUUGAUGUAACACCAGCUGUUUUGAGGUGGAUUGCACAUGGACAACCUAAUCAUGGGUUUGUGGUAGAGGUGGUUCACUUGGACAAAGAGAACAGUGCCUCCAAGAGGCACGUUAGGAUUAGCAGGUCUUUACAUCAGGAUGAAGAUAGCUGGUCUCAGCUGAGGCCGUUAUUAGUAACGUUUGGGCAUGAUGGCAAGGGACACCCGCUUCAUAAAAGAGAAAAGCGUCAAGCGAAACACAAACAGCGUAAACGCCACAAAUACAGUUGCAAAAGGCAUCCGUUAUAUGUGGACUUCAAUGAUGUAGGGUGGAAUGACUGGAUUGUUGCCCCACCGGGGUAUAGUGCCUUUUACUGCCAUGGGGAAUGUCCUUUUCCACUGGCAGAUCAUCUAAACUCAACAAACCAUGCCAUUGUUCAGACUUUGGUCAAUUCAGUGAAUUCCAAAAUCCCCAAGGCUUGCUGUGUGCCGACAGAACUGAGUGCUAUUUCCAUGCUCUACCUUGAUGAAAAUGAAAAAGUUGUAUUAAAGAACUAUCAAGAUAUGGUUGUGGAGGGUUGUGGGUGCCGCUAACACAGCAAAUAUAUUAGACAUAAAAAA